This is a messenger RNA of Aspergillus thermomutatus, 2664 nucleotides long. Its product is annotated as mitochondrial 37S ribosomal protein uS2m. The transcript has 5 exons. NCBI's taxonomy places the organism in Eukaryota, Fungi, Ascomycota, Eurotiomycetes, Eurotiales, Aspergillaceae. Gene Ontology annotation, molecular function: structural constituent of ribosome; protein binding. Gene Ontology annotation, biological process: translation; negative regulation of transcription by RNA polymerase II. Gene Ontology annotation, cellular component: ribosome; small ribosomal subunit; nucleus. The record is from RefSeq and is a predicted model, not a curated record. The coding region runs from base 1 to 2664 and encodes 887 amino acids.
AUGGAACCGCUUUCUGGUGCAGCAAGCGUUAUCGCAGUCAUCCAACUAACAGGGGCCAUCGCGCAGAUAUGUGGAAGUUACAUCAGGAAAGUUGAAGAAGCGAGGCAAGACAUCCUCCACCUUCAGGAGGAGGUCGACGCCCUUUCUCAGGUACUCAAUUCGCUCAACAAGCUUCUUAAUAGCACGAACAGUACGAAACUCGUUGCUUCCCAAGAGCUCAUCGACAAUAUUGCAAAAUGCUCAUCAACUCUCACGGCAUUGAAGGAAAAUCGAUCCGGAAAUAGCACAGAGACGGAUGAGGAAAUGGGGGCUCCGAGCAUUCAAAUGGCCUUUAAAACGAGAUCUGCCAAUCUUAUCAACCAAAAGAUAGAUCUCGGCCGGUUACAUGUCGCUAAAGGGGCAGCAUUUAAUGACUACGAAAACCAACACACUGAGUGCCUUCCCGGGACCCGGGUCGAGCUUCUCCGCGACAUUGACAACUGGUCCAAGACAUCCGAUGGAAAAUUUAAGCUCUGGCAUACUGCCACUGGCGCCCUGAAACAGACUUUCAAGGGUCAUACACAUCCAGUUCAGGCUGUGGCCUUUUCACCAGACGGCCAAGUGCUGGCAUCUGGCUCCUAUGAUAAGACAAUAAGGCUCUGGGAUACUACAACUGGAUUAUUACAACAGACUCUUGAAGACCAUAUAGAUUGGGUUCGGGCCAUUGCAUUCUCAUCAUGCGGUCAGUUACUAGCGUCAGGUUCUCAUGAUAGUACUAUAAAGCUCUGGGAUACCGGUACUGGCGCCUUAAAACGAACGCUUACUGUUGAAGGGCCUCUGCGAAAGACCGUGGACGGCCAUCAAGGUUCAGUUGGGGCUGUGGCAUUCUCACCGGACAGCCGACUUCUGGCAUCUGGCACCCAUGCCAGUACAGUUAGGCUCUGGGAUACCACCACCGGUGCCUUGCGACGAACUCUAGAGGGCCACACAUUCUCAGUUUGGGCUGUAGCUUUCUCACCAGACAGCCAACUACUGGCAUCAGGUUCUUUUGACAGCACAGCUAAGCUCUGGGACAUCACCACUGAAGCCUUGCAAGGCAACUUUAUCGAUAAGAGGGCCGCACGGCAGACUAUGGACGGUCAUUCGGGCUCAGUCGGUGUCAUUGCAUUCUCACUGGACAGCAAGAUGCUGGCAUCUGGCUCCAUUGAUAAAACAGUCAAGCUCUGGGAUGCCACUACUGGAACCUUGCUACAGACCUUAGAUGGCCAUUUGGAUUUCAUUUGGACCAUUACCUUCUCACCAGAUCGUUGGUUUCUUGUAUCAGGCUCCAAUGAUGGUACAAUUAAACUCUGGGAUACUAGUACUGGAACCCUGCAACACACCCUGGAUGGUCAUUUAGGGGCAGUUAGGGCUGUAGCAUUCUCACCGGAUUGUCAACUGCUGGCAUCAGGUUCCAUUGACAACACAGUCAAGAUCUGGGAUCCUGUCACUGGGGCCUUGAAACAAAAUCUGUCAGUCGAAGGCGUUGUCACUGACAUGGAAUUUUCAAAUCGCGGUGUUUUCCUAGAAACGAACCUUGGGCAGCUAAGUAUUCAGUUCUCACCCAACAAUUGCACCUUCGUUGUUGCCCUUACCACCGCUGAGUUAUUGAUAGAAGACGAUUGGAUAUCGCUCAACGGCCGCCAGCUUCUUGCUGCCAAUCGACAGACUCGCAUCCUGAGCCGAUUCUCCUCGACAGGAACUCCUGUGGAAACCGCUGUACAACCCCCUCCAAGUGAAGUGACGCAACAGCCAAGUUCGUCUGUCAGCACUGUGAAAGAGACAGGAUCAGUAGCACCGUCAGCCAAGGAGGCGUGGCGCAAGCGCGAAGUGCAAAAGCAGAAAUUUCACGCCCUCGGUAGUGAUGUAGCAGUCGCAUACAAACCAGAAGAUCUGAUCCAAAAUCCUCCUCGACCCUCCGAUAUCACCCUCGAAUUGCUCCUCGCAUCUCAAACACACCUCGGUCAUUCUACUUCUCGCUGGAACCCGCAGAACUCGCGCUAUAUUUUCGGUAUUCGAGAAGGUGUUCAUAUUAUUUCGCUCGAUGUAACUGCAGCGCACUUGCGGCGUGCAGCCAAGGUUGUGGAAGAGGUUGCCGCCCGAGGUGGUCUCAUCCUUUUCGUCGGCACUCGAAAGGGUCAAAAACGGGCAGUUGUCCGGGCUGCGGAGCUGGCCAAAGGAUACCACAUCUUUGAGCGUUGGAUUCCUGGUAGCUUGACCAACGGACAACAGAUCUUAGGCCACUGUGAUACCAAGGUGGUGAAUGUGUUUGACGAAGAAUUGCCGGAAUUCAGGGAUCUUCGGACGGAUCAGCCGGCCAUCAAGCCGGACCUUGUGGUCUGUUUGAAUCCCAUUGAGAAUGCUGUUUUACUGCACGAGUGUGGCUUGAACAAUGUUCCAACCAUCGGCAUCAUCGAUACGGAUGCCGAACCAACUCAAGUGACCUACCCCAUUCCUGCGAAUGACGACAGUUUGCGUUCUGUGGCUGUCAUUGCUGGUGUCCUGGGAAGAGCCGGGGAGGCAGGUCAAAAACGGAGACUGGAGGAGGCGAAGAAGGGCAACAUUACACACAGACUCCCUACGGUGAAGGAGCUCGGCAUCAAGCUUCCAGAGAAUAUGGCCGAAACCACCGAAAUCCAGCAAUGA